This is a messenger RNA of Sebastes umbrosus (honeycomb rockfish), 3268 nucleotides long. RefSeq names its product NACHT, LRR and PYD domains-containing protein 12-like. Bases 25 to 3234 code for a protein of 1069 amino acids. Gene Ontology annotation, molecular function: protein binding. NCBI's taxonomy places the organism in Eukaryota, Metazoa, Chordata, Actinopteri, Perciformes, Sebastidae. The record is from RefSeq and is a predicted model, not a curated record. The transcript has 12 exons.
UCACAACUGACUUCAGAUCAGAAGAUGAGUGAUCGUGUGGAGGAAGAGGAGGACAGAGCAGAGCCUCUAGUCUCUGGCUGUCUGUCUAUAAAGAGUGACGAGUCCAAAGAUCAUCCUCCACUCUUCAGUAAUGAACCUGGAACCUCAGAGUCAAAAGUUCAGGACAGACAGAGAGCAGAGUCUCCAGUACCCAGCUGUCUGUCUAUGAAGAGUGACCAGUCCAAUGAUCAUCCUCCACUCUUCAGUAAUGAACCUGGACCCUCAGACUCAAAAGAGAAGAAGAGGAGUCAUGCUUCUGUGGAGGAGCCGAUGUCCAGAUCGAGAAAAAGACCUCGACUGCAGACAGCCAGUCAGACCAGCACUGAGGUUGUAGAUGAACAUAAGAUCAGUCUGAGUAGGAGAUGUGAACGUGUGACUGAAGGAACUGAUGAAACAGGAGAUGGAACCCUCCUCAACAGGAUCUACACUGACCUCUACAUCACAGAGGGACAGAGUGAAGAGGUUAAUACCCAACAUGAGGUGAGGCAGAUUGAGAUCGCUUCCAAGAAGAUCCUCCAUGACACCCCAAUCAAGUGUCACGACAUCUUUAAAGCCUUACCUGACCAACAGGGACACAUCAGAGUCGUUCUGACGAACGGUGUCGCUGGCGUUGGAAAAACCUUCUCAGUGCUGAAGUUCACUCUGGACUGGGCAGAGGGCUUGGAAAACCAAGAUGUCAGUCUGGUGGUUCUGCUUUCAUUCAGGGAGCUGAACUUGAUCAGCGAUAAGCAGUACAGUCUUCUCAAGCUGCUCCAUGAUUUCCAUCCAACAUUACAGAAGGUCACAGCAGAGAAGCUCGCUGACUGUAAAGUUCUGUUCAUCUUUGACGGCCUGGAUGAAAGCAGACUUUCACUGGUUUUCCACAACAACGAGGUUGUGUCUGAUGUCACCCAGAAAUCAUCAGUCAAUGUGCUGUUGACAAACCUCAUCCAGGGGAAUCUGCUUCCCUCAGCUCUCGUCUGGAUAACUUCCCGACCUGCAGCGGCCAAUCAGAUCCCUCCUGCAUGUGUUGACAGGGUAACAGAAGUACAAGGCUUCACUGACGCCCAGAAGGAGGAGUACUUCAGGAGGAGAGUCAGUGAUGAAGAGCUGUCCAGCAGAAUCAUCUCACACAUCAAGAUAUCAAGGAGCCUCCACAUCAUGUGUCUAAUCCCAGUCUUCUGCUGGAUCACUGCUGCAGUUCUGGACCACAUGUUGACUACAGACCAGAGAGGAGAGCUGCCCAAGACCCUGACUGACAUGUACUCACACUUCCUGUUGGUUCAGACAAAGAGGAAGAAGCAGAAGUAUGGUGAGGGACGUGAGAUGAGUCCACAGGAGCUGUUAGAGGCUAACAGGGAAGUUCUUCUGAAGCUGGGGAGGCUGGCGUUUGAACAUCUGGAGAAAGGAAACAUCACGUUCUACCAAGAAGACCUGGAGCGGUGUGGUCUUGAUGUCACAGAGGCCUCGGUGUACUCAGGACUUUGUACAAAGAUCUUCAAAAGAGAGUGUGUGAUCUUCGAGAAAACAGUCUACUGCUUUGUUCACCUGAGCAUUCAGGAGUUUCUGGCUGCAGUCUACAUGUUCCACUGUUACACAAACAGGAACACACAGGUACUGGAGGACUUCCUGGGAAAAAAAUAUGUUCAUUCAACCCUGGAUGACUUCCUGAUGGGAGCCAUGGAGAAAUCCCUUGAAAGUAAAAAUGGCCACCUGGACCUGUUUGUUCGCUUCCUUCAUGGCCUCUCUCUGGAGUCCAACCACAGACUCUUAGGAGGUCUGCUGAGUCGGACAAACAACAGUCCAGAAAUCAUCCAGAGAAUCAUCAACAACCUGAAGAAGAUGAACAGAGAUAAAAUCUCUCCUGAAAGAAGCAUCAACAUCUUCCACUGUCUGACGGAGAUGAACGACCACUCGGUACAUCAGGAGAUCCAAGAGUUCCUGAAGUCAGAGAACAGAUUGGAGAAGAAACUCUCUGAUAUCCACUGCUCAGCUCUGUCCUACAUGCUGCAGAUGUCAGAGGAGGUUCUGGAUGAGUUGGACCUGAAGAAGUACAAUACAACAGACGAGGGACAACGGAGACUGAUUCCAGCUGUGAGGAACUGCAGAAAAGCUCUACUUUCUGGCUGUGGGAUCACAGAUACUAACUGUGAAGUUGUGGCCUCAGCUCUAAAGUCCGACCCCUCCCAUCUUAGAGAGCUGGACCUGAGUAACAACAACCUGAAGGAUUCAGGAGUGAAGCUGCUGACUGCUGGACUGGAGAGUCCAAACUGUAGACUGGAGGCUCUAAGAUUGAGGUCCUGCAGUUUGUCAGAGAUCAGCUUUGCUUCUCUGGUCUCAGCUCUGAAGUCCAACCCCUCCCAUCUGAGAGAGCUGAAGCUGACUAACAACAAGCUGAACGAUUCAGAUGUGGAUCUGCUGUGUGGUUUUCUGGAGAGUCCACACUGUAGAUUGGAGACUCUGAGAUUGAGGUCCUGCUGGUUGUCAGAGAUCAGCUGUGCCUCUCUGGCCUCAGCUCUGAAGUCCAACCCCUCCCAUCUGAGACAGCUGCAGCUGAGUAACAACAAGUCCCUGCAGGAUUCAGGAGUGAAGCUGCUGUGUGGUUUUCUGGAGAGUCCACACUGUAGACUGGCGACUCUGAGAUUGAGAUUCUGCAGUUUGUCAGAGAUCAGCUGUGCUUCUCUGGCUUCAGCUCUGAAGUCCAACCCCUCCCAUCUGAGACAGCUGCAGCUGGAUGGAAACAAGCUGCAGGAUUCAGGAGUUAAGCUAUUGUGUGGUUUUCUGGAGAGACAACACUGUGGACUGGAGACUCUGAGAUUGUGGAGCUGCUGGUUGUCAGAAAUCAGCUGUGCUUCUCUGGCCUCAGCUCUGAAGUCCAACCCCUCCCAUUUGAGAGAGCUGGAUCUGGGUGGAAACACGUUGCAGGAUUCAGGAGUGAAGCAGCUGUGUGGUUUUCUGGAGAGUCCACACUGUAGACUGGAGACUCUGAGAUUGUGGAACUGCAGUUUGUCAGAGGUCAGCUGUGCUUCUCUGGCCUCAGCUCUGAAGUCCAACCCCUCCCAUCUGAGAGACCUGAAGCUGAGGAACAACAACCUGAAGGAUUCAGAUGUGAAGCUGCUGUCUGAUCUUGUGGCGAGUCCAAACUGUAGACUGGAGACUCUGAGGUCAGUUGACAGUCGGAGUUGGUUCAUAAUGGUUUCAGCAGUAUUAUUGUGAUGUGUUUCCUAAGUUAAGCUGUGAGAGGAGAAUG